Molecule: messenger RNA, 1015 nt
Organism: Leptinotarsa decemlineata (Colorado potato beetle)
Lineage: Eukaryota; Metazoa; Arthropoda; Insecta; Coleoptera; Chrysomelidae
Molecular function (GO): protein binding
Source: RefSeq, a predicted model, not a curated record
AAGUAAGGUAUAACGUUAGUGGUGAAAGGUGUCACUGGAUGUUAUAAAUCGAAAAAUGCCUCUUCGAGUAGGUUGUAGAGCUGAUGACGCUGACAAGCAUGAAUUCGAUAUAAACUUUCUACUCUACCAUAAAGGAAUCUUAUACAGUGCUGGAGAUGAUGGAAAAGUCAUGGCAUGGGCUCCUGACCUGAAGAAACUAGCUGAGGUUCAGUCGAAUCAAUGUUCAGUUUUCUGUUUAGCAGCCAGUGACGAUACUUUGUAUUCUUGUUCCAAUGAAGGUACCAUCAAAUCUUUCGAGUUGAAAACUCUCAAAGAAAAAGAAGUUAUUACCAAAGAUGAUCAAGCUGAAUACUGGAGGGUCAGUUAUUCCGACGGAUGCCUGUAUUCCGGCGAUCAUGAAGGUUAUAUAAAAGUCUGGAAAGACGGCAAAUUUUAUGGUUCACUCAACAUCGCCGAGCCCAUUAAGGAUAUGGCGGUAUUCAAAAACUUGAUUUUCACGGUUAAAGAUUUGGACCUUGUAAUAACCGACAUGAAACUUGAAGGAGAAAAACUCCGUUAUGGAACCAAAAACAACUUCAUGGGACGAGCUCCCGUAACCACGAUCGGAGAAAAAUAUUUCAGUUUUGUUAGUCGAGAAGGAAUGGAUAUAAUUCUGCACGAGAACAACAGCGACAGUCAUUUCAAAGCUCUUAGUAAAACGCAGAAUGCCCACGAGAAAAUAAUAAAUGCCUUAGCAGGAGCCAGCUGGGACAACAAAGACAUCAUCUUCAGCGGUGGCUGGGAUAAGCAACUGAAAAAGUGGACCAUCGUCGAUAACAACUUGAAAGAGGGUGGUUCUUGUGAUGUGGAAAUAGUCAUCAACGCCAUCGCGAUUGGAGACAAGGGGGAAUUAUACGUAGGGGGCGCUGAUGGGCAUAUUGUUCGAAUUGAGGUUGAGUAGAAUAAGAUUUCUGAAAAUUUUGUGUUGGAAUUUUGAUUGUUCAUAAAUAUAAUUAUAUUAUAAUUUUUUCGAGUA